AUGGAAGCCUCGGCGUCCCCGCCCGAGAGCCCGGGACGUCUGCGCAGCCAGCGGGGGUUGCACAGCGGCCCCCACGGCCCCCACGGCCCCGACGGUGGCAGCCCCGUGCGCCCGCCAGGACGCCGGUCGGGCCAGAGGCCCCGGGACGCGCCCACGUCGCAGGGCAACUCGGCGCGGGUCUCACGGGUGCAGAACCUCGGGGUGCGGGGUGGGGCGGGCGGACAAGCCUGCGCCCGCGAUCGCAGCCCCGUGACCCAGCCCCUGCCCUCGGGGGCGCGCUGUGAGGUCGGAGGCCCGGAGGAGCGGGAGGGUGCGGGCUACGGUCCCGUCCCCGGAGCGGCCUCGGGGACGCGCUGGUGCCUGCGCUCGGGCGGCCCAGGGACCGCGCGGCACCUCGGGGGCGGGCCGGGCUGGGAGGCCGAGGCCCCGCCCCCGCCCCCGCCCCGCCCGGGGCCGCCCGGCUCCCCGCCGACGGCUCGCGGGCCUGCAGGGCGGCGCGGCGGCGGGUCCCGCGGGCCCCGGGAAGCGGCCCCUGCCCUGCGCCCGCCCGCCGGCUCCCGCGGCGCCCGCUCGCGGACGGAAACUCCCGGGAGGAGCCGGCGCGGCGGCCGCGGCUCCUCCUCCCGUGCGCCCCCCAACGGCCCGGUGGCCUGGCGGUCGCGGCCCCGCCAACCUGCCCUCCGUCCCCGGGGGGGACCCCCGCGGGACCCCCCGCCCGCGCCACCCGGGGCCGCGGCGCCCGCCGCCGCCGCCUCGCGGCCGGAGCCCACGCCCGCGGAGCCGCGAGCCGCGAGCCGCGAGUGCGCAUGCUCCGCCGGAGCCCGCACCGGGCCUGGGUGA
This is a messenger RNA of Nyctereutes procyonoides (raccoon dog), 840 nucleotides long. Its product is annotated as collagen alpha-1(I) chain-like. Bases 1 to 840 code for a protein of 279 amino acids. The transcript has 3 exons. Lineage: Eukaryota; Metazoa; Chordata; Mammalia; Carnivora; Canidae. The record is from RefSeq and is a predicted model, not a curated record.